AUGAGAUCCCAUGGGACCGAGGCCAGCUCCCUGUCUGCCAGGUUGAUAACCGCCCUGUUAAUGACAGUCAGUGUCGUUGCAGGCUAUGAUCUGGAUUUGAGCUCAAUAGACUCGCUCAAGCAUGCCGCCAGCUUCAUGGCCCAGGACAUGAUGUCAUUCUACUCUGGCGACCAGCCGGGAGGCAUUCCCGGCCUGUUGCCUCAGCCAUAUUACUGGUGGGAGGCGGGCGCUCUAAUGGGCUCGCUGAUUGACUACUGGUACUACACCGGCGAUACACAAUGGAAUGACCUCAUCCAGCAGGGACUGCUUUUCCAGGCUGGCCCAAAUAGCGACUACAUGCCGCCCGACCAGACCAUGACAGAAGGUAACGAUGACCAAGGGUUUUGGGGAAUGACGGUCAUGUCAGCAGCCGAGUACAAGUUUCAAGAUCCACCGAGCGACAAGCCGCAGUGGCUGGCUCUGGCACAGGCCGUCUUCAACACGCAAGCUGCUCGGUGGGACACCCAGGAGUGUGGUGGAGGGCUCCGCUGGCAGAUCUUCACCUGGAACCAAGGCUACGACUACAAGAACUCCAUUUCCCAAGCAUGCUUCUUCAACAUUGCCGCUCGCCUCGCUCGGUACACGGGUAAUCAGUCAUAUGCAGAUUGGGCGGACAAAACGUGGGAUUGGAUGGUCUCGUCCAAGUUCAUGGAUACGCAGACUUACUACAUUUACGAUGGAGCACACACAAGAAACUGCUCCGAAGUCACUCCUUAUCAAUGGACGUACAACAGCGGUGCCUUCCUCCUAGGCGCCGCAGCUAUGUACAACUACACCACCGGGAGCACCCAGGAGGUCUGGCGAAGCCGAGUUGAUGGCCUGAUCAAGGGCCUUGGUAUCUUCUUUACCGGUCCGCGACGUAAUAUCAUGACAGAAGUCGCAUGUGAGCCCGUCAACCUGUGCGAUCUCGACCAGCAGAGCUUCAAAGCCUACCUCUCACGCGCCAUGGCCGCCACAACAAAGUGGGCUCCAUGGACAUAUUACCGCAUCAAGCCUCUUCUUGAGUCCACCGCCAUCGCUGCCACAUCUACAUGUAUCGGCGGCAGCAACGGCCGCAUGUGCGGGCUGAAAUGGACGGAACAUGGCAAGUGGGACGGUACAACGGGGGUUGGCCAGCAGAUGGCUGCGAUGGAGCUUGUUCUGGCCAACAUGAUCCAGCACGUUACCGCUCCCGUUACUAACCAUACGGGCGGCACCAGCGCGGGAGACCCCGGGGCCGGCAGCGGGGAUGUGGGUAGGACGGAUCCGUUUAGCAUUGCGGUUCCCUAUCCGCCGAUUAGCACUGCCGACCGAGUCGGUGCAUGGAUCAUUACCGCUGUUAUGAUCUUGGGGCUGGUCUGUGGAUGCGUCAUGAUGGUUCUGGACGAGAAGAGUAACCUGACUACCUGGAAACGGCUUUCGACUCUCCGUCCGGACGUUCUCUACGCCUGUGGCAAACACUGGCGGCCUGGACAUAGGAAGAACGGCCGCGGCGGCGGGCAUGGAGUUGACGGGCAUUACGACUGCAACCGACCGCGCUUCGACAUCGAUGACACGUGCGCUUUCCAGAGCGAUUGCUACGAUGGCGGCUAUGGUCAUAUUGCUGAUGUCAAGGAGAAAGACACGGUGAUUGAACUUCACCACGAAUAUGCCGACAACAGACACAGCUGGCACGGGAUUCCUCCACCGCCACCACCGUCUCAAUAUUCGGCUCGUCAUUCAUCUUCUACCACCUACGUUGGAAGCAAAAGUGGAAGCAGCGGAAAUGGCAUUGGAGGUGAUAGGAUGCCCCCGGCCAACAAGAACAUUAUCUCCAACCGUCUGAAUCAUCUGAACCACCGCCGCAGCGUGCUUCAAAAACUGCAUAACCAGCAGCAGCAGCAGCAGCAGCAGAACAGCAACCAGACGCAUGUGCACCAAGUUCCGCAUACCCCUCUCCACCAUCAUCACCACCACAAUUACCACAAUCACCGCUUCCACAGUCACAGCCACAUCGACCAAACCCCUUACAGCGCCGCCAGCCGUCGCCAUAACCAUCCCAGCACCCAACCUUCUUACUACUGGGACCUAGACAACACCAACGGCAUCGAUCCCGCUCGGCACGUGUCGCAACUCUCGGGGAUGUCUGCACUUCCUGGAGGUGUGUCGGGCUUGGUACCUGAUGGCGCAACUGGGUUUACUCCGAAUCCUAAGCGUCAACUUGACCAAAACAGGUCGGAGGAAACAUCAGGCAUCAAGGUACCGGCUCACUCUAGAACUCGGGAUCAUCGUGAUUGUUGUCAUGAUGGAGAACGGGAAGAUGGAGUGACCGCCGGGACUGGAAAUGGAAAUGGAAAUGGAGAUGUCGCUAUCGGUGACAGGAUCAAUAACUGGAGGGAGGCGGAUAAGGAGAGGAGAGAGAAGAGGAAUAAUAGGGGUGGUGGAAAUCGGUUUGCUUGGGAGAGUAGUGAGAGUGUUUAUUGGGGAAGUUGA
Molecule: messenger RNA, 2490 nt
Organism: Neurospora tetraspora
Lineage: Eukaryota; Fungi; Ascomycota; Sordariomycetes; Sordariales; Sordariaceae
Product: glycosyl hydrolase family 76-domain-containing protein
Exons: 3
Coding region: 1-2490 (829 amino acids)
Biological process (GO): fungal-type cell wall biogenesis; carbohydrate catabolic process
Molecular function (GO): mannan endo-1,6-alpha-mannosidase activity
Source: RefSeq, a predicted model, not a curated record